GUGGGUCCAUAUUGUUUGUGCCCUCUAUGUUCCAGGAGUGGCAUUUGGAGAUAUCGACAAACUGCGGCCAGUAACGCUUACCGAAAUGAAUUAUUCAAAGUAUGGAGCCAAGGAAUGCAGUUUUUGUGAAGAUCCUCGUUUUGCCAGAACGGGUGUAUGCAUUAGUUGUGAUGCUGGGAUGUGCAGAGCUUACUUCCAUGUGACCUGCGCUCAGAAGGAAGGCCUCCUCUCAGAAGCAGCAGCAGAAGAGGAUAUAGCUGACCCUUUUUUUGCUUAUUGUAAACAGCACGCAGACAGGUUAGACAGAAAAUGGAAACGGAAGAACUACCUGGCAUUACAAUCUUACUGUAAAAUGUCUUUGCAGGAAAGAGAAAAACAGCUCUCCCCAGAAGCUCAGGCUCGAAUCAAUGCCAGGCUGCAGCAGUAUCGCGCCAAGGCAGAGCUGGCCCGCACCACAAGACCACAGGCCUGGGUGCCCAGGGAGAAGCUACCACGACCACUUACUAGCAGUGCUUCAGCCAUACGGAAGCUUAUGCGCAAGGCCGAGUUAAUGGGAAUUAGUACAGACAUUUUUCCUGUGGAUACUUCGGAUACUAGUUCCAGUGUCGAUGGAAGAAGAAAACAUAAACAACCAGCUCUUACUGCUGAUUUUGUGAAUUACUACCUUGAGAGAAAUAUGCGCAUGAUUCAAAUCCAGGAGAAUAUGGCUGAACAGAAGAACAUAAAGGAUAAAUUAGAAAAUGAGCAAGAAAAGCUUCAUGUCGAGUAUAAUAAGCUGUGUGAGUCCUUGGAAGAGCUACAAAAUAUGAAUGGAAAACUGCGAAAUGAAGGUCAAAGCAUCUGGGCUCUACUGGGUAGAAUCAUUGGACAGAAAUUGAACAUACCAGCAAUUUUACGUGCUCCAAAGGAAAGGAAACCAAGUAAAAAGGAAGGAGGAACACAAAAGACAUCUGCACUUCCAGCUGUACUUUAUAGUUGUGGAAUUUGCAAGAAGAACCAUGAUCAACACCUACUGCUACUGUGUGAUACUUGUAAACUUCAUUAUCAUCUUGGUUGCCUGGAUCCACCUCUUACAAGAAUGCCAAGAAAGACCAAGAAUAGUUACUGGCAAUGCUCAGAGUGCGACCAGGCAGGUAGCAGUGACAUGGAGGCUGAUAUUGCCAUGGAAACCUUACCAGAUGGGACCAAAAGAUCAAGGAGGCAGAUUAAGGAACCAGUGAAAUUUGUUCCUCAGGAUGUGCCACCAGAACCGAAGAAAAUUCCAAUCAGAAACACGAGAACUAGAGGACGAAAACGAAGCUUUGUGCCUGAAGAAGAAAAACCUGAGGAAAGGAUUCCCAGGGAAAGAAGACAACGACAGUCUGUUCUACAGAAGAAGCCCAAGUCAGAGGAUUUAAGAACUGAAUGUGCUACCUGCAAAGGGACUGGAGACAAUGAAAAUUUAGUCAGGUAG
Molecule: messenger RNA, 1453 nt
Organism: Merops nubicus (carmine bee-eater)
Lineage: Eukaryota; Metazoa; Chordata; Aves; Coraciiformes; Meropidae
Gene: PHF14
Product: PHD finger protein 14
Exons: 11
Biological process (GO): regulation of transcription by RNA polymerase II
Source: RefSeq, a predicted model, not a curated record